ACAUUUAAUCAGGCAAUGUCAGUUGCAGAACAGUAUAUUCUAUUUCAUCAUCAAUGGUAGAUAGAUUAUAUUUGGUGAUUGCUGUCUUGCUAUCAUUGGUUAUUUCUUUUGAUGGAAGCCCAAGAAAAGUCAUUUUUGACAAGUGGUCUGGAAACAUAACUAGUAAUCCAGGGAACAAAUAUCUGAAAAAUCAAGAGUAUGAAUGGCUGAUAAAAGUGCCUGUUGGUGGAAAGUUCAUAGAAUUAAAGUUUCCUGCCUUUCUAACCGAGUGCUUAUAUGACUACGUGUCAGUAUACAACAAUAAUGAUGAGGAUAACAGAUUACAAUUGGCUGCCAUAAGUGGAAAUUUACGUUCCAUGGAAGACAUUGUCUCUGAUACAGGACAAAUGUACAUACACUUGACUAGUGAUGCAGAUAGAGUGUUCAGGGGGUUUAAAGCUACUUUUAGUGUCACUAUCUGUCCUAACAACUGUACUGGAAGCAAUGGAAGGUGUAAUCCGAACUCCAACAAGUGCACAUGUAAUGCUGGCUGGUAUGGAGACAAGUGUGAUAAGGGAGCACUAGAUUGUGGGUCACACGGCCAGCUGGAUACACUUCUCAACAAAUGCAGGUGUAAUGAAGGAUAUUUUGGCUGGAAGUGCAACAUCAAGUUGAUCUCUAAAGCUGAGGAGCCCCCUUACAAUAGUUGGUUUAGUUUAGUACAGCCAGAGAGUAGACAGUCUAUCCUCAGCUGGGAUCAAGCCAAGAGAAUGUUACCAAGACAAGGUCACACGGCUGAUGUUAUCGGAGACUACCUGUACGUUUUUGGAGGGUACGAUCUAAACCUGGUCCUGUACAGCUUCAAGAGACUGCACGUGGUGUCCGGUGACUGGUCUGAUGUCCCGAUUAGUCCUGCCUCUUCCUCGCUUCCUGGAGGACGCUAUAUGCACAGUUCUGCGGUGUUUGGUGAUAGUAUCCUGUAUUGUGGCGGAUUCUUCAAGAGCACAACGACUAUCGGAGGCGACUGUUGGCUGUACAACACGUCAGACUCGUGCUGGUACCAGUACCCGUCUCUUCCAGUACCGGUUACCGGGCACACAACCACUGUGGUGCCAGCUGGCAACGUUUACCUUUUCGGAGGUCUUACUGGCGGAGACACGGACCACUAUUCCUGCUCACUUCACACCAUGGACCUAUCCUCCCGGAGUCCUGUAUGGGGUCUGGUGACCCCCACUAUCUACAAGUGUUCUGAGAUAAGACGGUACGGUCACUCUGCUGUGUAUGAUGAGGACUCAGGAAGUAUUGUCGUGUUCGGAGGUUUUGUUCCAAUACCUCAUGUACGCUACGACAAGAGUUCGGAUGUUUUACUCUUCAGUAUAAAGAACAAGGUAUGGUCGAAGCUUAAAAUCACUACCCAAAUUCCUGGUAUUGUUUUUCACACAGCAGUCAAACUGGGCAGAUUUAUGGUUGUAUUCGGUGGCAACAAAGAAAACCAGAAUGUCGAGCAGUGUUUUAACCCGGACACUAUAGUUUUCGACCUGGGUUGCAUGGACUGGGUGUCCCCGCUCCCCAAAGACGAGAGCCACGUGACAGCCAGCUUGAGAUACGCGCACGCGGCAGCUAGAUACAGAGACAGUAUGGUUGUUGUAGGGGGGUUUAACGGACAGCCCAUGAACGAUGUGCUGUUAUAUUAUCCGCCCAGGGAGGAUUGCUCUUCCAUUCCGAACAAGGAUAAAAAGGGAGGUGAAGUAAGCAGUGCCGCAUAUGACGAGUGUAACGCGUUACAGCACUGCGUACGGUGCGGCAAGAAGUGCCGACCAGUCAAGAGAUGCCGUCAGCAGAUGAACCAGUGCAGUGUGUGCUACAGACUAACAAGGUGCACCGAGUGUGCACUAGCUGGUUGUGAGUGGUGUGUACAAGACGGAAACUGUAGAUCCCGGAACAGUGGCGACUAUUGUGGAGUACAAUCUCCAGAACCAUGGUGGGGUCCUGAGGGAACCCUGCUAACUUCACCUAUACAGUGCCAGACAGACGAUAUGCCUCCAGGACUACACUGGGUGAAAGUAGUGGACCCGGUUAACUGGGACCUCCCUGAUCACGUGUCUAUUGUCAAGUCAGCACGUGUCGACCUGCUCUACUCCAAACAUACACAUACAAGAGAUACGGGGGAAGAUAAGAGAUACUACGGACACCUCCGGGGCUACAUCAACAGCACGCACAGGGAAUAUUCCAACAAGUACAAUCUACGAGUCCAGUACACGGACGGCUUAGUUGAUCUGCACGUGGGCAGGACGUCACGUGACGCAGAGUUAGUGUUCAGGAAUGCCAGCCGGAAGAUACAAAAGGAGAACCGUUACUCGCUGCCUAGAUACAAAAUUGUAUACAUAAAAGCAGUGUUAAGUCAGUACAUUAAUGAUCAGCAACAGAGGAGUAACAUGACGAUCAUGUGGGACGGUGGGGGAUCUGACUACCACUCCGAGGAGAUACUCAACGAGGACGUGUUAGUGCCCUACAGGAACGGUUCCUGUACUCACUUUGGAACCUGUCUGGGGUGUCUUACUGAUCAACUGUGUGGCUGGAACUCUUCUAUAUCACGAUGCCAGCUAAGAUCAGUGCACACCUUCUCCACCAAUCAGAAGUUCAGAGCAGGGUACCUGAUAACUGACUUUGAUUCCUGUACCAAGUGUGACGAACGUAUCACUUGUUCUGCUUGUGCUGGAGACGGUAACUGUGAGUGGCUUAACUUCAGAUGCCACAGACGUGGGAGAUACGAGGAAGCGAUCAGAUCGAGAUACCGCUGCCCGGAUACCUGCUCUCGACAGUCUUCCUGCUACUCCUGCACUGAGCUGGACGACUGUGUUUGGUGCAAGGCGCUGGGACGGUGUUUCUCCAUAAACGUACAGGUGGCUCUCUACCCGUUUGGGGAGUGCUCCGUGUGGUACAACGGAUUUGUUACCCCGGGUGGAUCGUCCCACUGUGACGAGUGCGAGAUGUACCGCACGUGCAGAGAGUGUCAGAGUGUGCGCGGGUGUGGGUGGUGCGGACUGGAGUCUCAACCUCACUCCGGUACUUGUAUUAAGGGUAACUUUGAGGAGGGUUACUGCUCGCUGAGCUGGUACUACCAGGAGUGUCCAGCAGUUAACGAGUGUGCCCUGGGACUCCACCACUGCCAUGACAACGCCGAGUGUAUAGAUACAGAGGACGGGUUUACUUGUCAGUGUAAACUGGGUUAUCAGGACCACGAUGGGGUCUGUGAGUCCAAGUGUGACACGAGUUCCACCUGCAAACACGGCAAGUGUAGCGAGUACAACCUGUGUGAGUGUGAUCUAGGUUACACUGGGCCUAACUGUGACCAGGACUGCUUGUGUAACCUUCACUCUACCUGUUCUCAGGGACAAGGAAUUUGUGACGACUGCAAACACAUGACUGAAGGAGCAACUUGUCAGCUGUGUACGGCUGGUGCCUACCGUACAGGUCCGGGCACGCGCAGCGUCUGUAACCCAUGUCAGUGUAACGGACACCAUGACCCGGCACGUGGGUACUGUGACAGAAACACGGGGCAGUGUCACUGUACCGGCCACACCACGGGCUUUAACUGUGAGCUUUGUGGCCAGGGGUACUACGGCAGCGCCGUGGACGGAGGUCAGUGUUACAUGGUGGCGCGCUCCCGCGUCCAGCUAGCCAGCGUGGCAGAUGGCGCGGUGGGGAAUGUCCAGUCAGAGAGGCGGCACAGGUACUCGCUGAGUGGGUACGAGAGUGUUAUGUGGUACAUUACUCCUCCGUUAGAGAGUGUUAGUGUGGUGGUGUCUGUUAACGACUUCAAGUCUAACGCUCCUGAUACACCGGGAGUCCUGUACAUCUGGGAAGGGCUCCCAGCACACAUCUCCGGGGCCCUCUCCUCCAACCUCACCUCACGUCUCCUCCUCCUCCUCUCCGCGGACAUCUCCUCGUCACGUGACCACUUCACGCGUGAGACACGUGACCACGUGAUGAGGGAGUUCAGUGCGCGCGGUGCUGUGACUGUGCUGUUUGAGGGCAUGCAGAGCACCAAGUUUAACAUCUCGUAUGAGCUGAGGAACUGUACUCACAACUGCAGUGGUAAAGAUGCCAGGUUUAACGCUACAUGUGGGUACGGAAUGGACUGCACCUGUGUGUCAGGGCACAUGGGUCCCCAGUGUUACACGCCAGUCUGCCCCGAUAACUGUAACAACCGGGGUUCAUGUGUAGAGAGUACGGGGGUGUGUAGAUGUGACGAGUCCAGCUCCGGCAUCUCGUGCAGUGACAGGAGUUCAGCCCAGAUUACGUGGUCAGUCAAGAGUUUUGAUUGGGUGCCACCCGGUCACGUGAUAAUGGGACCCAGGAUGGGGCAUUCCGCUGUCGUUAUUGGGGGUAACAACUUGACUGUUUACGGAGGGUACGAUCUCUACACAAUGUACUCUGAUAUCUGGCAGUUCGAUACAGACUCUUUAACCUGGACACAGCUAGUUACUGCUCCUCAUACCUCUGGUGCUUCUACUGGUGCUUCUACUGGUGCUUCUGGGGGUGAAGGAUAUCCUGCUGCUAGAUAUCUACACAGUGUUAUUGUAGAGGAUAACUCCAUGUGUGUCAUUGGUGGGGUAACGAAAGAGGGACUCAGUAGUGAAGUUUGGUGUACAAGUUUAGGAGGAGAUGACAUUGUUUGGACUAACUUGCACUCAUCUGGCCUACCUCCCAUGGCUGGUAGCAGUGCAGUUCGAUACUCUGAAGAAACAUGGUACCUGUUUGGCGGUGUAACUGAGUCAGGAGCCUCAAACUUAUUGUACAAGUUUAGUGUGACGAAGAAACUGUGGAGUCUCGUCCCAACUUCAGGUCUAGUGCCCCGUAUGUACGGGCACAGCAUGAUCCUCCACAAAGACCGUCUCCACGUGAUAGGGUCCCCGGGGUACUACAAGUACAGUGUUACCGCCCACACCUGGGUAUCAGUCCCAGCAGAUCUGCCGGAGGAGAUAGUAUCUAGUUUCCACAGUUCUACUCAGGAUGUGGGGCUGGUGUAUCUGGUGGGGGGAAGAAGUCGGGGAGUUCACCAUCUCAAUGGGGGUCUGUUCGCACUGCAACUAGACACAGGCAGCUACAUCCAAAUAACACGUGACCCUGAAACAGCCAUGAUCUCAUCUAACCUACUAUUCCUGAACAACAAGCUGUAUCUGAUGGGAGGGUUUAAUGGAAGUGUUCACAGCCUGGUACUAUCGUAUGAUUUAAGGGAUAGUAUCUGCUACUUUAUCAGAGAGGAGGAAGAAUGUAGUAGGUUCGGGUGUGCCUGGUGUGAUAAACCUUUAUAUAGUCCUAAACCUUGCAUUCCUACCCCAAUUCUAGGAUGUAAAUACAACACAUUGGACACCACAUUGCCCUGUAUCCACCACACAGACUGUUACUCAUGCGCCUCCAACUCAUGCUACUGGACAUCUGCCAAGACGUGCAGCAGUAACAAGUCGCUGCGCACCACGUGCAAUGGUGCUUGUAAAGACUGGAGCACGUGCACGGAGUGUCAUGGAAACGCUCAAUGUGCUUGGCACAAAGACACGUGCACACACACAAGUAAUGUUGUGAGAAGUGAUGGAAAGAGGUCUUGUCCAGUGGUUUGUGGUGGUAUCGAUGAUUGCACCAGAUGUACAGUGAAAGAUGAUUGUAGCUGGAGCUCAGCUUUAGAAACAUGUCUGUCAGCUGAACUGCAGGACUGGUUCUGCCUCUUUAAUCGAUGUGAUCUGUUGGUACAUCCGGUACAAUGCCCGGAACCAUGCUCGUUACACAAGACCUGCUCAGUCUGCAAAGAACACAACCAAUGUGGCUGGUGUGCCAAUGGUGAAGAAGGAGAGUGUCAGAGUGGAGAUGUGAGCAACCCGCGCGACAGCACGUGCGCUAACUGGCACUACUUCACCUGUCCACUGGAGGACGAAUGCGCGCUGGAUGUUCACACGUGCAGACUAGACCAGCUGUGUGUGGAUAUGGAGGAUGGUUACAACUGCACGUGCAGUAACGGCACUGUUAACUCUGACGAGGUAGACGCGUGUAUCCCAUCCUGCGCGGACACUGGAUGUGAUCACGGAGACUGUGUUGACGUGGGCAUGUGUGUGUGUGAGUAUGGGUACCAUGGGGCAGACUGUUCCCUAAAGUGUGAUUGUAUGGGACACAGCGAGUGCGCUGAAGACGGCUCAUGUUUGAAGUGUGAGGGUAACACCACAGGGUCGAGAUGUGAACACUGCUUGGAUGGGUUUAUCCUCAAGGGAAAGUACUGUAUAUCCUGCAAAGAGCUGUGUUAUGGCCACUCUAACACGUGUGUCGAUAACAGGGUCCCCGCAACAACUGCCACCCAAUCAUUCAAAUACUUGUUGUUCGAGCGCGCCAAAUGUGAGGACUGUCAGAACAACACAGUCGGCGACUAUUGUCAGAAAUGUAAAUCACCGGACUAUUUCCGGGAUCCCGUAUCGGGAGAGUGUCGCGAGUGCACGUGCAACAAGCACACUUGGAAGUGUAACCCGGAGACGGGCCUGGACUGUGACUGUCAGAACCACACCCGGAGCAGUUACCAAUCUGAGGGUGGAAAGUGUGUAGACGCUCAGAACUGUUUCUUGUACCAGUGUGACAUAUGUCAGUACGGUUACUCAGGAGACCCUAGAAACGGGUCUUCCUGCUUUCAGACCCUAGAUAGAGACAAGGUGUAUAACUUUACAGGGCGAGAAUACUUUGCAAGACCUUUUCACAUACCCUUGCAAGGCUCGUCGGACCACUGGGUCUACAUUGAGAUGAGGGACCUGGUGGGAACUGUGUACGCUAGUAUGAACCCUAGGGAAUAUAGGAUUUAUUUAGACGAGAAAACGAGGAGCCAUGGAGUUCAUCAUGAGUCAUUCUACGAGGUACACAACAGCAAAAGAAGUGCUCGAUACACGACACAUCGCUGGGAUAUAAAACCCAUGAAACCUUGGAUAGCUGGAGUAGAAGAGAUAGAUACCCAGUACAACUAUCUUCAAACGGAAAUGAACUGUGAACGACGGCUAAUCAAAUACUCGCCCAUGAAACACGGACCCAACACCGGGAUUUACCUGAUCAUAGAGACCAAGAUGACGGGAGGUCACCUCAAGAUCCAGUGGUAUGUCUCCAACACUGAGUACAACUACUACCUCACUGCUAACCUCCUGUCCAGCGGUCUCAUCCUCAUGCUUGUCUUCUAUUACUUCAUGACUAAUGCCAUCAACUCCCUGAUUUAUCUGUGGCAGCAACGGGCAGGUCGGCGGGCGAGCGUUAACAAUCGCCCGAAAUGUUUAGUGAGUUUGUGUCUGGAUAUCAGCGACUACAAGCACCACCAUUUGAGGUGUAAAAGAGGGUAUACUCUUCUUCCUCAAAAUGAAGCUCUACCACCAAUAACGCCAGUAGCAACCCAGGAGUAUUUUGUAGCGGAUGUGCGCUGUGGGUUGAGCACCGUGUUGAUUAAACUACCGGGACAGCAAAUGUUUCCUAAGUUGAUGUUUGGGACAGCUGUGUUCAAAACUGGGGAUAAGUCUUUGGAUUUCCGGUUGGGCACCCCUGAUGAGGUUAUCUGUGAAACGUCAAUUUGAAAGUUUCGAGAUGUUAUUAUUUUAGAUUUUUGGUGGCUCUUGAGUUUAGGACCAAGAUCUUUGGAGUCGACUCCAUUCAAUUGUUUUUAUUCUUAACCUUGUUUUUUUUAUUCAACAUUUUUUAUUCUUGUACAGAGCUCUAUUUUAACGUUUUACUGUAAGUAUUUUAUUUAUCAUUUUAUACAUUUAUCAAUCGAUUGUUUGGUUGGAUCAAAACUUUAAUUUGAAUCUCA
This is a messenger RNA of Bolinopsis microptera, 7801 nucleotides long. RefSeq names its product multiple epidermal growth factor-like domains protein 8. The transcript is spliced from 42 exons. NCBI's taxonomy places the organism in Eukaryota, Metazoa, Ctenophora, Tentaculata, Lobata, Bolinopsidae. The record is from RefSeq and is a predicted model, not a curated record. The coding region runs from base 54 to 7568 and encodes 2504 amino acids. Gene Ontology annotation, molecular function: protein binding; calcium ion binding.